ACCAUCUUUUUCCUAAUAAUAAUAAAUGAUGACAAAAGAAAAACUCCGACUCCACUAAAACAAAAGGGUAAAUGAUACAGAAAAUGAAAUGGAACGCCCUAAUAACAAUAAACCUCCACGAAACACAAUGAAAAUGGCGAUCCCAACAGCGGCAUCAUCAUCAUCAUCAUUAGAUAAUGAUAGGAGUAGUGGUGAAUUACGUGCCCUAGAUUGUAAUUUAACAUCUCUUUGUGAUCAUAUCCAAGUUGAAGGUUUUAAUUCUGGUUCUUUCUCUGAUAUCUUACUUCAAGUUAUGGGUUCUACAUAUCAUCUUCAUCGUUUAAUCCUUUCUAGGAGCUCCUAUUUCAGGAACAUGCUACAUGGUCCAUGGAAAGAGGCUAGUGCACCUAUUGUGACACUGCACGUUGACGAUGACAAUAUUAGCCCAGAGUCUAUGGCAAUGGCGUUAGCGUAUCUUUAUGGUCAUCAUCCUAAGCUAAAUGAUAAUAACGCAUUCCGUGUUCUCGCCGCUGCAUCAUUUCUUGAUUUGCAGGAUUUAUGUGCAAUUUGCACUGACUUUAUCAUAUCGGAGCUGUGGACUUCAAACUUCGUAUCAUACCAAGUAUUUGCAGAGAGUCAAGAUUAUGGUAUACAUGGGGAACGUGUUAGAAAUGCUUGCUGGGGAUACCUUUGUCAAAGUGGUGCCAUGGAGCUCAAAGAGGUGCUACCAAAGCUUUCUCCUCAAACUAUCCAUGCAUUACUAACCUCGGAUGAAUUGUGGGUUCCAAGUGAAGAGGACCGGUUUGAUCUGGCAUUGUAUACCCUCCUUGCGAAAGGUGCCUUCCUUAAAGCGGAACAUACUGAACAAGGAAGUUCAGGUUCUGACAUGGUAAAGGGUAAUAGCAUAGCGAGUAAUAGCCUUAGCGAACCGUUGACUGACUCUACAAAAGUUGAUUUGAAAGAUGAUAAUGAAGGCCGUAAAACUGCUCAUAAUAUUUUGGUUGAGCUUGCGGAUUGUGUAGUGGACUUCCAUAGUGAGGCUUCUGAUUCCAACUUACAACGGGGUCAACAAGCUUCAUGCUCUCAAUCAACUGUGGAGACAAAAAUAUCCUGCAAUAUGGAUCAACCUGCAUCUUCCAAUAACCUAGAGGGAAUCAGAACAUCAUGCUCAUAUGCUGAACUGCGAAAUGGUGCUGAGGCAAACAGAAUGGGAGGCUGUGGAAUGGCUAUGGAAGGACCGUCUGAGGAAAGCUACCAGUUAGACAACAAUAUUUGGCUUAUUAGGGAUCAAUCAAGGCAGUGCUCACCUGCAACUGCUUCAUGUAAUGGGUUUAUGACCAAUGAAUGGGGAAGAUGUGGCAUCUCUUCUACUUCAUGGGGUGGCCGGAUUGUAGGCAGGAGACAGGAGAAUAGUUAUGCUAAAGGGAUCUGUGGGGUCCCUGGAGAAGAAUAUGAUGCAUUCAUAAACAUCUUGGAAGGUGGUUCUCUUUUGUACUGCAACAUGUCUUUCGAGGCACUUCUAAACGUGAGAAAGCAGCUUGAAGAAUUGGGGUUCCCCUGCAAAGCUGUAAAUGAUGGUCUUUGGCUACAGAUGCUUCUAAGUCAAAGGCUGCAAGAAAUUGGUGCUGAUACGUGCAAAAAUUGUUGCCUAUCAAGCAUGGCAUGUGCGUGUAGGCAGGCAUACGGUUUUUCACAAGGAGCUACUGUUUCUGGUUAUUACAUGCAUGAUCAUGAUCGGAACAAUGCCCCUGGCAAUCCGGGAAACAUAUACAUUGCUGAUUCUGCUCAAGCCGAAGGUAAUGGUCUCUCUAGGCCCGUACGAGUACAUGUCAGGGGCCCUAUCGAUGGCCUUGCUGGUAUUGGACGUGGCGCUACAUUUGUGCCUGCUCCUGCUUGGCCCGCAACACGCUUUGUCUUUUCUCGAGUCCCAUUUGGACUGGGAAAUAGAAAUUGCCAGCAAUCUCUUGCAAACGAUGAACCAGAAGUUAGGGCAGAACUGAAUGGAGACAUGUCAGGAGAUGGAUUGACAGCUUUGGUUGGACUUAGCCAAGGAGGGGGCAGUUCAGUUCCUAUUCAUGGACAUCAAACAGAGAGAGGAUAUGAAUUAGCUGGACUUUCAGUUGCAGGUCCAAGUAGUAGCGGUAUUCCUUUACAGAUGGCAGAGUCACAGGAUGCCAUCGGAUUAGAGUGGGAAAAUGCUGAUAGCUCUGCUAUAUCAUUAGAUAUGAAAACUCCUCUCCGCCAUUUUCCUCCUUUUCGCUUUGGGGUUGAAUUUGAGGAUGUUCAUAGGCUUUCUGAUGCUCAAGUGAAGCACUCGCCAGAAGUGUUUUAUGCCGGUUCUUUGUGGAAGGUUAGUGUCCAAGCUUUUAAUGAUGAAGACCCUCAAGGGCGUCGAACUCUUGGAUUGUUUCUCCACCGACGGAAGGCAGAGAUAACUGAUACCCUUAGAAAGAUUCCUAUGUAUGUAGACUCUCGAGAAAAGGUCACAGCGCGUUAUCAGUUAAUUUGUCCAUCGAAAAGAGAAGUUACUGUGUUUGGAAGCUUUAAACAGACGGGAACUCUCUUACCAAAAGCUCCCAAAGGAUGGGGUUGGCGUACAGCUUUGCUGUUUGAUGAACUUGGUGAUCUUCUCCAAGGUGGGGCCUUGCGUGUGUCGGCUGUAGUCCAGUUAGUUUGAAGAUACAAGCUAGUUUGAAUUUGAUGCCUCAGUGAAGCCAUGCUGAUUAUUGCAUUCCUGCAUAGCUUGCGAUACACAACGUCGAAUAUUUUUACACUUGCAAUCACCAGGACGUGUUUAUUGAAGCUAUUGAAUGGUGAUUCAAUCGGGUUCAGGAUAUAUAAGUUUUCAAGCAUUCAGUUUGAAUGGCUUGGUUCAAUCUCCUGUGUAAAGUGAUUUUUUGAGGUGCGAUGUAAACAUAUUCACUAGUUUCUUUCAAGUAAAGUCACCGCAAAUACAACCCUUCUUCUAGAAUGUUCAGAAAUAAAUGUACAAGUCGUCUUUGUGUA
Molecule: messenger RNA, 2985 nt
Organism: Papaver somniferum (opium poppy)
Lineage: Eukaryota; Viridiplantae; Streptophyta; Magnoliopsida; Ranunculales; Papaveraceae
Exons: 11
Coding region: 89-2656 (855 amino acids)
Molecular function (GO): protein binding
Source: RefSeq, a predicted model, not a curated record